This is a messenger RNA of Anopheles nili, 1197 nucleotides long. RefSeq names its product purine nucleoside phosphorylase-like. The transcript is spliced from 3 exons. Gene Ontology annotation, biological process: nucleoside metabolic process. Gene Ontology annotation, cellular component: cytoplasm. NCBI's taxonomy places the organism in Eukaryota, Metazoa, Arthropoda, Insecta, Diptera, Culicidae. Bases 1 to 1002 code for a protein of 333 amino acids. The record is from RefSeq and is a predicted model, not a curated record. Gene Ontology annotation, molecular function: purine-nucleoside phosphorylase activity.
AUGGAGCGUAACGGCGUGAACGGCAGCUCGAAGGAACCGAAGUUGGAACAGCAAACGCACGCUGCUAAAGCGGUUCAUGGCAAACGACACAAUAAGCUGUGUAAUCCUGUGCAGGAUAACGCUGGCUACGGUAGCUUCGAAAUGGUACAGGAAAUCGCCACUUACCUGUUGGAGCGCACGCGCAUCCGUCCACGGUGCGGAAUCAUAUGUGGGUCAGGACUGGGCUGCCUGGCCGAUCAGCUGACGGACGUGGACAGCUUCGAUUAUGAGACGAUCCCGCAUUUCCCCAUUUCGACCGUCGCAGGCCACGUUGGGCGGCUCGUGUUCGGUUAUCUGGCAGGUGUACCGGUGCUCUGCAUGCAGGGACGCUUCCACUACUACGAAGGAUACUCGCUGGCAAAGUGUUCCAUGCCUGUGCGGGUGAUGCGGCUCGUCGGAUGUACGCACCUGAUCGCAACAAAUGCUGCUGGUGCAACCAAUACCGACUACCGCGUUGGUGACAUCAUGCUGAUCAAGGAUCACAUCAACCUGAUGGGUUUCGCCGGGAAUUGCCCUCUUCUUGGACCGAACGACGACCGGUUUGGACCACGGUUCCUCGGUAUGGCCAAAGCGUACGAUCCAACCCUGCUACAAAUGGCUCGGGAAGCCUCCCGACAGGUACCGGGCCUGCCGGAGAUCCUGCGCGAAGGCGUGUACUGCUGCGUCGGCGGUCCAAACUUCGAAACGGUCGCGGAAGGACGCCUACUGGCGUUACUCGGUGUGGACGCGAUCGGUAUGUCAACCGUGCACGAGAUCAUCACCGCUAGGCACUGCGGGUUAACGUGCUUCGCCUUCAGCCUCAUCACAAACAUGUGCACCAUGAGCUACGACGAGGAGGAGGAACAUUGCCACGAGACGUUCGUGAACGUUGGCAGGCAGCUCGAGAGCCGCAUCUGUGACCUGGUCACGCGGGUUGUCGGUGCAAUUCCACGCACCGAAAAUGGCGGCACUCGCACGGAGUAGGUGCUGCUGAGGUCGCCAUGUUAGUUUUCUGUUCUAUUCUGUCAAUCAGUCGCCGCCUGCUGUUUGCCACUUCUGUGUCUGUUCAUUGUUCUUUUGUGAUGUCUUUCUUUCUUUUGUUUCUGCGUGUUAUCAUGUGUGUUGUAUUAAAUGGUAGUUUCUGCUGCCGGUCUCGGUUCAAUACCGGCUUAGUUUACG